GAUCAUGAUCAUGGGUGUCAUGGUUUGUUGUGUAUCUAAUUGUUUGGCGUAUUUUUUAUUUCGCAAAUAAUCAGUAACUAAAUGAGUCUUUUACAUUGUUGUAUUUUAUACAAAAUUGUGCCAUGAUAUUUUCUUGUGAUAUUCAAUGGAGUACAGUACGGAAAUAUACAGCGGGACUGAGAAAUAAUCUUUAGAUAAAAAGAGACAAAGAUUUAUGAUGUCGACUUUGCAAAAAGCGUCAUUUGUACGACUAUGGUUGUCAUUAUUGUGGAUGAUUUGUUUUACAUCGAAUAAUAAUGGGAUUAUUGGUGGUUUAGCAUUAAGUCAUAAUCAGUGCCCUGUGGAAUGUGCCUGCCUUGGAAAUGUUGUUGCUUGCAGUGAUUUACAAUUGGUCGAAGCACCCAGUGGUUUGCCACCAUGGACCGUUUCUCUAGAGUUGAUAUCGAAUAAUAUUUCCAAUUUAGAAUUCGAUGUUCUGCUACAUUUAUUGAAGCUCAAAGAAUUAGAUGUAAGUGCUAAUCAACUAAAGGACAAUUUUACAAUUUCAUUGCCAAUUGAGACUCAAUUGCGAGUCUUAAAAUUGAAUAGAAAUCACCUAACACAAUUGCCACAGUUCUUGUUCCUUUCAAGUCUCACGCACUUGAGUUUAUCUCAUAAUUCAAUUAAUAGAAUAAAUGGAACAACUUUAUUAAAUUUGCCAGGACUUCAACAUUUGGAUCUUACUGGUAACAAAAUAAGUAUUAUUCAUUAUGGAUCAUUUCUCGCGCCGAAUCAACUGAAAACACUAAAUUUAAAUAUGAAUCAAUUAAGUAUUAUCGAAAAUAAGAGUUUGGAAAACUUAACGGCUCUUGAGGAACUUCGUCUAAACAAAAAUCGACUUAUUCAAAUUAAAGAUCAAUUCACAAAUCUUCUUCGACUCAGAAUUUUAGAAUUGAAUAGAAAUGACUUGAGACAAAUUGAAGCUUUGAGUUUGAAAGACUUGAAGAAUUUGGAGGAGCUUAGUUUAAAAAGAAAUAGACUUGAAUCUUUGUACGAUGGUGCUUUUUGGCCGCUUAAAAAUUUGAGACUUCUUCAAUUAGAUUUUAAUUUAUUGACUAGCGUUAAAAAAGGCAGCCUCUUUGGAUUGGAUAAUCUCGAAAAAUUGACAUUGUCUCACAAUAAAAUUACAACGAUCGAAGCUCAAGCAUGGGAGUUUUGCAAAAAACUUUUAGAAUUAGAUUUGUCUAAUAAUGACUUAACAUCCAUUGAACGUGGAACCUUUGAAUAUUUGGGAAGAUUGGAGAAACUGAAAGUUGAUCAGAACAAAUUGUCAUAUAUCUCUGAAGGUGCAUUUAAUAAUACGCCGAAUCUACAAAUUUUAGAAUUGAAUUCAAAUAAAAUUUCGUAUAUGGUGGAAGAUUUUAAUGGAGCUUUCGUUCCACUCACACAACUUAUGAAACUUGGAUUAUCCCACAAUCAAAUUAAAUCCAUUAAUAAAAAUGCUUUCAAGGGCUUAGCACAAAUUACGGAAAUUGAUUUAAUUGGAAAUAAUAUUACAACUAUUCAGGAAAAUGCAUUUUUGCCUACGCCGAAUCUAAUAAAACUUAAAAUGAAUACAGGUUCAUUGGUUUGUGAUUGUGGACUUCAAUGGCUCAGUUUAUGGUUAAAAACUCAUCGGCAAAGUGACGCAAAAAUUCAUUGCGGUUAUCCUCAUUGGUUGUUCGGAAUGCCAUUAAUGCAUCUACAUCAAGCGAAUUUCACUUGUGAAGAAUAUCCAAAGCCCCGAAUAAUACAAGAUCCAGAGAGUCAAAUGAGUAUCAUGGGCGAUAACGUGUCGUUGAUUUGUCGCGCGACAAGUACUUCCGAUGCGCCAUUACAUUUUACAUGGAAGCACGAUAAUGUGGAAUGGGAUCCGAGUUUUCACAAGGACGUUGCAAGUUCUAAUCGAGGCAUCACUGAAGCCUCCUCCACAUUGCAAAUUACAAAUAUAACUCUUUCUAAAUCUGGAAAAUACCAAUGCAUGGUUACUAAUAAUUACGGUACUACGUAUUCAGCGAAAGCAAAAAUUAGCGUAUUAAUAUAUCCGUCCUUUUCUAAAAUUCCUCAAGAUAAACGUGUUAAUGCGGGAAGUACUGCCCGUCUUGAAUGUUCCGCUGAAGGGCUACCGGCUCCGCAAAUAGCAUGGCAAAAAGACGGUGGAAAUGAUUUUCCCGCGGCACGAGAAAGAAGAAUGCAUAAAAUGCCCGCUGAUGAUGUACUUUUCAUAAUUGAUGUGAAAACAGCCGAUAGUGGCGUUUAUUCCUGCAUUGCACAAAAUUUGGCUGGAAUGAUUAUUGUAAACGCCACACUUACCAUUCUAGAGGGUCCAUCGUUUGUGAAACCAAUGGAGAAUAAGGAAAUAAUGGCUGGCGGUUCGAUUGUACUCGAUUGUCGUGCCAGUGGUUCUCCACGUCCGAAAAUAUUGUGGCGCAAAAAUAAUAGUUCUUUGCAAGCAACUGAACGACAUUUCUUUACUGCCGAGGAUCAGUUGUUAAUUAUUGUCAAUACAGUUGCAAGUGAUGCUGGAGAUUAUGAGUGUGAAAUCAGUAAUACUUUGGGGAGUAUCGUGGGAGCUACGCAUCUUAAAAUUAAUCCAGCACCAAGUUCGAUGGUCAAUGAAGAUGAUAUGCUUGGUUUGAUAAUUAUAACCGUCGUAUGCUGCGCGGUUGGCACUUCAAUCGUGUGGGUUGUAAUUAUUUACCAAACAAGACAGCGUCUUAAGGCCUCUCAUCGACAAUCCUUAUCGACUUCUGUUCCAAUUGUGCCAGAAACACAGACUCACUUGUAUUUGGAUACAAGUUCUCAACACAGUAAAGACAGCGGUACUGGCGAUAGUACCAAUCCCAGUAAUGAUCAAUUGCAAUUAUGUUUGCCAGAAGAACUGAUGAAUUGUGCCACUAAUAAUGAGGAAGACGUUGAAGCAGCGACUGGAGAAAAUCCCCUUCUACGUUACACGAAUCACGAACGACACAUAAUGCAACAAGAAUCAGGUAAUUAAAAAAAAAGAAAGUAUAAAGUUAUGAUUUCAAAAUUUUUUGUUUUGAAAAUCAUACCAUAAAAUAACGCAGUAUUUUUUAAUUGAUUUAGCUUAGAAUAAUUUGUAACAGGCUUUACAGAGUUUUUUUUCUAUUUUUGCUUCCCCAAUGAAGGCAAAAAUUCUCACAUGAACACAUUUUAUUAUCUAUUUUAUUUAGAUAUUUAACGGUUUUCGAAACCAUAGCUUUUAUUUUUAUCCCAGUGAAUUAUUAACUGAAAGAAAACAGUUUCUAAAAAUUUAUUUAUCGAAUCGAUAAAAAAAAGAAAAUUUAAUUCUGUGAAACCUGUUUAAAUGUAGCUUGAUUUAGAAUUAAUAAUUAUGGAAUUAAAGUUAUGACUGGCUGCAAUAUUGAUAAUAUAAAUAUAUAUCCGCUGUCGUGGAACUGAAUGUGUGAAUACAGAGAAAUGAAUUUGUGUUGAAUUAGCUGUAUGUAGAAAUUUAAUGUGCCUAUAAAAAGUGCUUCUUCAGUAUAAAUAGUAUAUUAAAAAAAAAACAGAAAGUUUUUUUUGAUAAUAAGCAAACGACUGUGAAAUAUAGUAAAUAACAAAGCUCUUAAAAAAGAAAAGCACAAUUAAACGAAACUGAUUCUAGUAAUCUUGAUAAUAACUUAAUUGAGCUCUACAUUUUUUGAAAUGCAAUGAUAUUUAUUGACUAUUACAUUUUGUAAUUCAGUGUCAUUUCUAUUGUUGAAAAAUAUUUAUAAACAAUAGAAUUUUGUAAUUAAUAAUGCGCGUAAUCUCUAUAGUUGUCUAAAUUCACAUUUAAUCCUAGAGAAGUAAUUAAAUACAAAAUGCUGUCGAAUUUGUAGCAUCAAAAAGUUGCCUUAUGCAAAAAAGUAAUGCAAAAAAAAUAUACAAAAAAUACAAAAAAAAGCAAAAUAUAAAGUAUAAAAAGUAUUUACAAAUAUUUACAAAUAUUUACAAAUAUUUAAAAAUAUUAAUCGUAAAAAUUUUUACAAAUAUACAUACAAAAUUGAUUUUCCUAUUACAAAAAGCAAUAAAUCUUGAAAAAUGUGAAAUUUAAAGACUACAAUUGUAAAUAGUAAAUAAGUUAAGUGCGAUUAAGAAAACGUCUUGUUAUUAAAUUUGCUUGUACAAUAAAUCAAAUUUUUGUGAUCAUUACUUAUAUAAUUUUUUUUAUCAUACGACAAACUUUAAUUAUAGUACUUUUAUAUUUGACAGCAAACAAUACAAAAACGAGCCUUAUUUUGCUCUUAUUCAGGGUCACCACAAUGACAGGGAAUUCAGAAAAAAGUUAGAGAAUGUAAAAUUGAUGAGGGAAAUAUUUUGAAUAAUUUCA
Molecule: messenger RNA, 4354 nt
Organism: Leptopilina heterotoma
Lineage: Eukaryota; Metazoa; Arthropoda; Insecta; Hymenoptera; Figitidae
Product: leucine-rich repeats and immunoglobulin-like domains protein 3
Exons: 14
Coding region: 215-3016 (933 amino acids)
Molecular function (GO): protein binding
Source: RefSeq, a predicted model, not a curated record